AUACAAAGGUUUGUAUCGAUUAAUUUUUUUAUAUGCCCAAUUCGACAAAGUUUUCUUAUUUGGCAGCGAUGACGGUGAUGAUAAAUAUAAUAAUCUACGUGCAGCAACGAUUGGACUAAACAACAAUCGACUUCUAAAUAACAAUGGAUGAAAUUUUCCUACCACUUGUAUGGUUGAACUACGGAAAUAUUGGCCAACAACAAUUUCAAUGGGUAACAACAUUCGAUUCAGCUCAAAAAACUGGUUAUACGAUCUACACACACACACACACACCGGUAACGACAAACUCGUUUUCUGAAUCUUUACGGGUAUCGGGUUAAAAUAUCACUGUUUACAGCUGAUCAAUCAUCAUUUGUCCACGCGUGAGAUAACGUCACGUUGAAAUUCGUGUGAUGUGGCAAUGCAUGCAUGUGGAUGUAUUUCAUUUCAUGUGAUUUUUCAUCAUUUUUUUUUACUAUUUCUACCACCGAAAGACCAUGAAAGUCGACAUGGAAUUGAUUGGACCAAAAAUUUUUUUUUCUUGUUUUCCAAAAGUCAAAUCUUGAGUGUUAUUUUAAAUGAAUGAGAUCUUUUUUUUAGAAUUUUAAUUUUGUUUUGAAUUUGAAUAAUUUGUAUUUGAUUGAGAGUAAAUAAAAAGACCAGGCCAUGCGAAUAGCAAAUCAUAACAAUUUCUUUUUCAAUUCAAUCCAAAAUCUAGCUCGAUCAUGUGCUAAACAAAAAGAAUGUCCAACCGAUGCAAUAAAUUUCUUGCUUAGUUGCUGUCCAUCACUUCCAUCAUCAUCAUCAUCAUCACAUAUUCCUCGUGUACAAAUUGAUCAAAAAUCACAAGAUUCAGUUGUUGCUUUAAUCAUUUUUCUGAUUGAAUCAAAUUUCCAUCAACGUUAUCGUGAUGAUAUUGUGGAUUAUUUGCUAGAUUUACUCGACAAAUUGAUUGAUGCCGAUUGGAUUGAAGAGAUUAAAAUCUAUGAACAAGAUCGUAUACCGAUUGCCGAAAGAUUCAGUUUCUGUGUGAAUACUGCACUUACUGAUGUUGCUUAUUUCUGUCCAGAACUUACCAGAAAAAUUAUUGACAGACAAAUUGAUCUAUUAGAACGAUUGACCAACUUGCUUAUUGAAUUUCAACUAAAUAUUGUAGCUGACGAUUGUAUCAGACUUUGUGGCCAUUUAUUACCAAUAUUUCUUGGUCUUUGUCGAUCAAUUGGUCGUUGUUCGGCUGCCAAACGUAACGAUACAAAAGAAUCAUUAUUUUUGAAAUUAUUUCCAGCGAAAUGGCAACCACCACAAUCGGAUCUAUCACAAGAACCAUCAUUAGAUGCUGACAAGAUUACCAUAAAUGUGCCGACAAUAAAUUCAUCAAUAGGACGGAAAAGUAUUCCAAAAAGUGAUACUAGUCAAUCAUUACGUUCGAAAAGUUUAUUAUUAUUGGAUAACCACCACCAUAAUCAUCAAAACAGUGGCGAACAACAUAAACGAAUUUGGGAAGAUGUAGAUUAUCCGAGUAUUUUUUUCCAUAAAUAUGGUUCCAAUUUCGAUUGGUUUGUCGAUGAUUAUUCCACAUAUUUUCGUAAUGUCGAACAAUUUAAAAAAAAUUUCACAUAUGAUCAUUUACAACGAUUAUUCGUUGUGUUUAACGCAUUGCUCAACAAAGAUUUAUUGAAAACAUUCGAUGAUGUUGCAGCCAAAGUAUAUGAGCAAAAUAAAUUACGAAUAUUUCAUUAUAAACAAUUCAACGAAAUUGUCCAUCUGGCUGUCAUUGCAUUAUUGAAAAGUUUGCUAUUUUUACGUACUGAUCUAAGUCCAGAAUUUAUUGCUGAAAUUGAAGAAUUUGUUAAACUUCUUUAUCUGAGUUGUCAAUCAGAAUUGAGUAUUAAAAAUCAAUCAAAUGUAUCGUCAUCGUCAUCAUCGAUCAAAGUAUUCAAAUUUAAUGUUCUUACCAAUGCCCUUUGUUUGGAUCUAUUAGUUUGGACAGCUCAAGAUGAAACUACAGCUGAUACACUUAGUUUUCGAAUAUCUGAACGUUUAAAUGCAACACAUGGUCAUCGAUUAGUUGUCACACAUUUGCCUAUAUUUUUAUCCUGUCUAAAUGGCCUCGGCUAUCUGGUACAAUCAUUUCCAACGGCAGCAGUCAGUUGUAUAUCUGUGUUACGUGAUUUUCUUAUUGUUCCAUCACCAAUAUUGUUGAAAUUAUCGGAACAAAAACAUCAUGGUCAAAAUUUAGAAUCAGGUUCAAGUUUUACCGAUUCAUUAAGCAUCACUAUAAGUGAUUAUAAUGGAAAAUCAAUGGCCAUUAAUUAUUCGAUUCUAGGUGAAAAAUCUACUUUAUUCAACAAAUUACGUGAUUGUGCCAUUGAUAAUCUUUGCAUAUGUUUACGACAUGGUCUUAAAUAUGAUUCACAUUGCAUACAAGCAGCAAUAGCAUCCAUAUCAAAUCAUUUAUAUCAGGCAGAAAAAUCAGCAAGAGAAUCUACGAUAAUUUCAAUGAAUACAAUUGUAACAUUGGGACGAAUGGCAAUAAAAUUAUCGGAUAUUCCACGUACCGUUGAGAUUGUAUUUCAAUUUUUUCAACAACGUUUUUGUCAACCAGUUUCCGGUAUUGAUUCAUUAAUCGUAGAACAAUUAAGUGAAAUGGCCAUUGCUGACCGAUGUCGUGAUGUUGUUUAUGAUCAUGCAAUGAAAAUGUUUGCCACUAUAACCAUACAAUCAAGUGCAGCCUAUAGUAAUGAUAUGAAUGAUUAUAAAAAUAGUUAUCGUCAUGUAUCGUUGGCUGUGAUCAAUUCAUAUGGUUAUUUUGCUCGUCGUUUAUAUAAAGAAUCCGAUUUGAUUGAUUUAUUGGGCCGUCUAUUGGAAUUAUUCGUACAGCUUGGCCUGGAAAGUAAACGUGCAAAUGAAAAGAAUCCAACGCUGGUGAAAACUUCAACCAGUGCUGGUAAUCUUGGCAUUCUCAUACCGGUUAUUGCUACAAUAACGAAACGAUUACCAUUCCUGGAGAAUCCAAAACCCCGGUUACAUAAAUUAUUUCGUGAUUUUUGGCUUUAUUGUGUUGUCAUGGGUUUCACUUCGAAUACAUCACUGUGGCCACAAGAUUGGUAUAUUGGUGUGAAAGAAAUUGCUGCCAAAUCACCAUUAUUGAAAUCAUCAUCACAUUUACGAUCAGAUUUACAUUUGAAUUCCGCCAUUCGAAAUGAUGCCGUAUCUGGUCUGGAAUUACAAGAAAUUCGAAAUCAAAUUCUUGGUGAUCUGGAAUAUAAUUCUGAAGUAUCAGCAAUUAUAAAUAAAUUAACAUUUGCACAAUGUAUUUAUCUAUUGUCCAUUUGUCGUCUAGAAGUAUUUCGUGUUCAAACGAAUUUUUCAAUCAAUCCAUUCUAUAUAAUCAUGCAAUAUCUUGAAGAUCAUUCCAUACAGAAAGAUAAAUACGGUAUUUGGCAAUGUAUAUUGAGCAUUUCGGAUAAAAUAUUCAAUGUUUUUCUCGAUAUGAUGGUGAAAAAACCAAAAAACAAAACCCGUGAUAAUGAAUUGGAAGAAUAUUCAAUCCUGUUGUUGGUCAAGUUUAAUAAUCGACAAAAACAAAUACGUCGUGCUGCUGAUCGUUAUCUGUCCGGUUUGGUUGAUCGUUUUCCACAUCUACUGUGGAGCAAACGUGUACUGACAACAAUGUUGAAUAUUCUUGAAGUAUUGGGUCAUUCGUUGGAAUUUAAUCACAUGGAAGGUAUUGUUGAACUACAAGUACCAGAUACAAAUUAUUUAAUACAAUUAGCUGAAACAAUGGAAGCAAGAGAAAGUAUUGUCCGAGAUUUUGGUGCACGUUGUGAAGGCAUUAUACAGGAGGCGGUAAAAUGGGCGCCAAAUAUAACCCGUUCACAUCUGCAAGAAUAUAUGACAAAUUCACGUACAGCAUUGGAUGAUUUUGGUCAACAUAGUGGUCUAACAUUAGCCGUACAUUCAAUAGCAAAUUGUUCGGCACCGAAUGAAAAAAUUACAUUACCAACGACGACGAUGAUGGUUCAAGCGGGUAAAAUACCAUUUUUUGUUCGUAAUAAAUGUUCAGAAUUCAUAUCGACCACUAGUAUUCGAACAUAUUAUUUGGGUGAAAUAUCCGGCAUGUUGGCUCAAACAGUGCAACAAAAAUCGAAAAAAGAUAUUAUCAAUAAAUUGAUUGCUGAAUUUCAACAAAGUUGUAAUCUUGGUGAUGUUUACUUGCAUGAAGAAUGUAUUUAUCGAAUCACGGCAAUGAUUAUUUUAUCACCGGAAUGUGAUCUACAUCUAUUUCAUCUAUUAUGUUGGGCACCUGUUUAUCUGUUUUCACACAAAACGAUCUAUUCAAUUAUUUCAUCAUGGAAAUGGCUACUAUCAGCUCGUUCGGAUCUUGAAUUAAUGUUCACAAAAGAAAUGUCCGCAGCAUGGGUGGCAACAUUUGAUAAGAAAAUUGGUUUGUUUGCACCAGAUUCAAUCAAUGUGGAUCCAUUAUCUUGUAGUGAUGAUUUGCAACUAAAACCAGAUACACCAUAUCUUGGAGCUCAUGCUGAAUGGGUUAAAUUUCUAAAUGAACGUAUUGAAAUUGCAAAAUAUUCAUCAUUAGAUCAGGUGGAAAUAUUCGUCAAUCUUCUUCAUCGAUCAUUACAUAUGAGCGUUGGUCGUGUUUAUUAUAGUACACGUAAUAUAUCGACGAUUGGCACAAGAUUUCGUUUACUAAAUUGUGGCCUAUCAUUGGUUCAAGGUGAAACAAUGCUGAAUUCAGUUAGUAAAUUUGUACUACGUGAACGAAUAUAUUCGGCCGCUAUUGAUUAUUUUUGUGGACCACAAAUUUGUCCAUCACAAAAAAGUACUGAACUACGUGAAGAUAUUGUUUCGUUGAUUAAAUUCUGGCAAUCAUUGCAUGCUGAUCGUAAAUAUUUGAAAACGGUUAAUGUACCGGAUUUAAAUUCUGCUGAUAAUAUUUCACAAUCAUUACAUUUGAAUGCUGAUCAACGUAGUCUGUCGAUUGAUACGAAUCUGAAUCAAAGUCGUAUAACACCAACUGGUGGUUGGAUCAACACUGUACCAUUGUCCAGUAAUGUAUCGACAAUAUCGAAACGUUCAUCGGCAUUUAAAGGAUCACAUUAUAAAAAUAAAGAAAAUAAUGGUUAUCUAGAUUGUUUUCUCAAAGACUAUAUUCGUAAACGAAAUUUGGUGCUCAGUUUAUUGGCUAUUGAAAUUGAAUUUCUUAUCUCUUGGUAUAAUCCACUCAAUUUAUCGGAUUUAGCCAUACCCGGCGAAGAAACCGUAUUGAAAUGGUUUAAUCAACCAAUGAAUCAACGAAAUCUACGUGAAAUUGUACGAUUGGCAUGGAAUAUUUCACCAUCAUUGGCAGUGUUUUUACCAUGUAGAUUUAAGAAUACGGAAAUUGUACAAGAAAUUUCACGUUUAGUACAGAUUUAUCCUAUGGCUGUUUGUCAUAUUCCAGAAGCACUUGAUUAUCUAGUCACCAGUGAUAUGAUUCUAAAUGAAAGAUUAGAGCUCAACUAUAUGCUGACAUGGGCACCAAUUACACCGAUAAAAGCAUUGUCAUUUUUUUCACGUAAAUAUCCCAAUCAUCCAAUAACGGUACAAUUUGCCAUACGGAAUUUAUUUCAAACAAAACCUGAUGUCAUCAUGAUGUUUAUACCACAAUUAUUACAAGCUGUUCGUUAUGAUGCGAUUGGCUACAUAACUGAAUUCAUUAAAUCAAUUGCUAAAAUAUCACAAUUAUUGGCACAUCAAUUCAUUUGGAAUAUGAACACAAAUUUGUAUAAAGAUGAAGAAGGAGUGAUAAAAGAUCUUGAUGUUUAUGAUCAAUACGAAAUGAUUAUCAAUUCAAUUGUCAAUUCAUUGUCUGGACCGGCGAAAGCAUUCUAUGAGAAAGAAUUUGAUUUUUUCGGUAAAGUUACAAAUAUUUCCGGUGAAAUACGUCCAUAUCCAAAAGGCGAGGAAAGAAAAAAUGCACUUUUACGUUGUCUUUCACGUAUUGAUGUUCAAUUAGGCUGUUAUUUGCCUUCGAAACCAGAAGCAUUAGUUAUUGAUAUUGAUCGAUUAACUGGUGUACCGUUACAAAGUGCUGCUAAAGCACCGUUUUUGGCACGAUUUAAAAUUAUUUAUUGUGGCCAAGAUCAAUUGGAAUCAUUGGCAAUGAAUGAUGAUAAUCAGGAUGAUCAAUAUCUUCGAUCAAUGGGCCAAGAAAUGUGGGAAGCAGCCAUUUUUAAAGUUGGUGAUGAUGUACGCCAGGAUAUGCUUGCAUUACAGAUCAUUAAAUUAUUCAAGAAUGUAUUCAAAAAAGUUGGACUUGAUCUUUUCCUUUAUCCAUAUCGUGUUGUGGCCACAGCUCCUGGUUGUGGUGUUAUCGAAUGUGUACCGAAUGCUAAAUCACGUGAUCAAUUGGGCCGUAAAACGGAUAUUUCGCUUUAUGAUUAUUUUCUCACCAUCUAUGGUGAUGAAUCAUCUGGUCGUUUUCAAGAAGCUCGUGCUAAUUUCGUUAAAAGUAUGGCUGCAUAUAGUGUGGUUGGUUUCUUGUUGCAAAUCAAAGAUCGUCAUAAUGGUAACAUUAUGAUUGAUGAAGAUGGACACAUUGUUCAUAUUGAUUUUGGUUUCAUGUUUGAAAGUUCACCAGGUGGAAAUUUAGGAUUUGAACCAGACAUUAAACUUACUGAUGAAAUGGUACAAGUAAUGGGUGGCAAGAUUGAUGCACCGGCAUUUCAAUGGUUCGAAAUACUUUGUGUACAAGCAUAUCUUGCCGUACGGCCAUAUCGUGAAUCAAUAAUCACAUUAGUAUCAUUAAUGCUUGAUACUGGGCUACCAUGUUUUCGUGGCCAAACAGUUAAACAGCUGACUACACGUUUUUGUCCCGAAUAUAAUGAUAAAGAUGCUGCAACAUAUAUGUUACAAAUUAUUCGUGAUUCAUUCCUUAAUUUACGUACACGUACCUAUGAUAUGAUACAAUAUUAUCAGAAUCAAAUUCCUUAUUAAUUUUUAUGCGUGUGUGUGUUUGAUGAAAUCAAAUUGUUUGUUAUUUGUCAUUUGUCUCAUUAGCAUAAAUUAUUUGUUGUUGUUCUGUUUUGUUUUGUUUUGUUUUCUGUUGUCUAUUUUCAAAUAUCAUGUGUGCAUCAUCAUCACCAAUCAUCAUGUUAUAUUUAUAUAUUCAAUAAAAGAAAAUUAGUCCACUAAUAACCGUGUGGUUAUUUUUAUUUCCACCUAUAACAAUCCAAUCUAUAAUAACUGGUAGUAUCCGUUAUACUCGAUUAACUUAUAGAGAUCUUUUUGUUUUCUUGUGAGAAUGAAGUAAUUUAUUACCCCGUUUUUUUCUUAAUGUUCCAAAUGUUUAUAUGUUUCUUGUUUUCAAUACAUUUGAAUGGCAAAUGUAUUCGUUAAACUAGACUAGAUUCGUCAAAAUUAGAACAGUAAAAUACUUUUUAGAAUCAUGAUGAUAGAGCAAGUACAUUCGAUUUACAGUUAUACUUCGGUUAUAACGAUUUGUUUUCAUCAUUGAGCAAUAGAGAUGAUUAUCAUGAAUGAUUUUUUUUUUUUUUGGACACAAAACAAUAAAAACAGACAGAUUGAUUUUAUUUGCAAAGUUUAUGUUUGUUUGAUAUAAACGUAACCCUGUGUUUAUGAUAACGUAACAAUGUUUAGUUGGCCAUCUUGGAACCACCCGAAAAUAUUGUCGUUAACCGAUGCACUACCAUAUAUAUAUCUAUUUAUUAUGGAUUGAUUUCACCGACCAAUGUGCCCACCUCCACCACCACCACCACCACCACUUCACACACACACGCAUCAGUCUCAAACAUAAAAACGACAAAAUUGCCUCGUUGUUGUUGUGUGUGUGUGUUAUUUUCAUUGUAGAAAUUUUAAUGUGCGUUUCAGUGUAUAUGUGUGUCGUUGACAGUGUUUUUUUUUGUUGGUUUGAAUCAUCAUCACAAUCAUCAUCCAAAUAAAAUA
Messenger RNA from Dermatophagoides farinae (American house dust mite), 7944 nucleotides. RefSeq names its product phosphatidylinositol 4-kinase III alpha (gene Pi4KIIIalpha). The record is from RefSeq and is a predicted model, not a curated record. Gene Ontology annotation, molecular function: 1-phosphatidylinositol 4-kinase activity. Gene Ontology annotation, cellular component: plasma membrane; cytoplasm. Lineage: Eukaryota; Metazoa; Arthropoda; Arachnida; Sarcoptiformes; Pyroglyphidae. Gene Ontology annotation, biological process: phosphatidylinositol-mediated signaling; phosphatidylinositol phosphate biosynthetic process.